UAAAGAGAGAACAUGACUGUAGACAUGCUCGUCCAAAUUCAGAGGUGGCUGAUGCAUACAAAGGUAUGGAGAUUUGUUGGAUGUGCUUCAGCUGUUGUUGGACUUGUUUGUUAUGCUCUCAGCUCUUCCUUCAAUCAUCUAUUUGGAAACUGGAGAUUGUGGAAGAUAGUUCUUUACACAGUUUUCAGUUUCAUCAUCUGCUCCAUAAUUUUGUAUGCAAGAACAUGGCAACACUCGACUAGUCAUCGAUUCAAAGCUCAUUCAGCGUUUCUGGUAUUGACAAUUACCUCUAUUUAUUCCUUUUUCUCAGAUAAAAUUAUGAAUGGAAAACCAGAUGCAUAUAGUCUAAUUUCAUGUGCUGCCUUUUCUAUGAUGUCACUUAGCUUGUCGAGGCAAAUUCAGUGUGGAUUUGAAGUGGAUCUUAUGUACUUUUAUCUCGGAUGUUUAAUUGUACAACUCAUGAAGAUUAAAUUAUUGUUAGCUAUUGUUGGAGUUUGUUAUAGUUAGUGUCUUAUUAUUCUUUGUUCUUCUUUCUCUUCCUCAAAUAUUACACAAGAAACUAGGUGUGUAAUUGGACUCGAUGAACGUGUAGUCAUUCAAGUUGAUUCACAACAACAAGAAAAUCCGAUUAGAGGUUUCAACAUUAAGCAACAGUUCAUUUCUUGUAUGAAUGAACUUAAGAAAAACAAUUCGAAUAUUGGUAAGAUGCUUUUGCAAAAGCUUAAAGGUAACUAUAAAUUGGUUAUGACUGACCAAAAUUUCAUAAUUGAUUCACUUUUGCCUGAAACAAUUAAUAACCUUCAUAACACGGUGAAAUUGAUGGUGGAUUCUGGAUUUGAGAAAGAGUGCUAUGAGAUUUACAACAGUUACCGUAAGGAAUGGUUGGAAGACUUGUUAAUAAAUAAAUUAUUGGCGUUGAGAAAGAUGGAAUUUCAGGAUUACAUGAUUGGAAGAUGGAUAAAAACUUCCAAGGUUGCUCUUAGAAUACUAUUUCCCAGUGAACGUCAACUAUAUGAUGGUGUCUUCUCAGAAUUCAACUCUGAAUCAUCUGAUCACUAUUUCUCAGAUGUUUGUCAUGGAGCGAUAAUUCAACUUCUGAAUUUUGCUGAUUCGUUUGCAAAUCGAAGCCCUUCACCAUGGCGUAUGUUUAAAAUCCUCAACUUGUUCGAGACACUGUGUGAUCUGAUUCAUGAAUUUGAAUCAUUGUUUCUUGAUUCGUUGGUGAACGAAGCAGUAAAAAUCAAGAAUAGAUUGGGUGAAAUAAGUAAAGACAUUUUCAUGGAAUUUGGGAAUAUGAUCUUUCUUACACCAUAUGUGGAGUUAGAUUGUUGGGCUGAUGGUGGAGUACAUCCAAUGACAUGUGAGGCCACUAGCUCCAUCGUCGCGGCUUUUUGGUCAAGACAAAAUCUGGAGAAAAUUUUACAAGGGUACCCCUUAGUUGUUGAUGGAGCAGGAACAUCUUUAUUUUAUUCACAAAUGGUGCUUAUUAUGGAGCAGUUUGAGAGAAAAUUGGAAGCCAAGUCAAAAUAUUAUGAGGACCCUGCUUUGCGCUAUUUUUUCUUGAUGAACAAUCUAUGUCACAUUAAGGGAAGAUUGGAAACCUUUUGGGAUAAUAGCAUUCAUACAAACACGGAAAUUCUUUGAACUCUAUUUUAGAAGCUCGUGGAAUAAGGUGAUAGAUUCUUUGAAGAUCGAUAUCACUGAAUUAGUUGCGCCCAAUUCUAAAGCAAAUUCAAUGAAAAAUAAGCUUAGUUUGUUCAAUCAUAAAUUUAGGGAGACUUGUGGAAUUCAGUCUACAUGGCGUGUUUUUGAUGAGCAACUAAGGAGACAAAUAAUAAUUUCCAUUGAAAUCAGUUUGUUUCCAGCAUAUGAAAAGUUCAUUUCAAUGGUUCAGUGUUGUUGGAAAAAAUGCCAAUGAGUAUAUCGUGUAUGCAAUAUCUGAUAUUCAAGAUCAACUCAACCAGUUGUUUCUUCUAGAUGAUGUUGAUUGUGUUAGAGGAUUAAUUAGGAUUCAGUCAAUGAGUUUGUAAGGUUCGGUUAGUGUUACUGCUGGUUAUUACUUAAUCUCUGCAUAUAUUUUACGCUCAAGUAUCAAAGUAUUUUUUGCUUUUACAUUCAUUUUAUAUAUUUGUUAGUUUAUGUUGAAGUUGCAAUGGUGACCUCUGUUUAUUUUUUAUACAUGUGCAUAAGUUUUGUGAUC
Molecule: messenger RNA, 2200 nt
Organism: Medicago truncatula (barrel medic)
Lineage: Eukaryota; Viridiplantae; Streptophyta; Magnoliopsida; Fabales; Fabaceae
Exons: 2
Biological process (GO): exocytosis
Cellular component (GO): exocyst
Molecular function (GO): phosphatidylinositol-4,5-bisphosphate binding
Source: RefSeq, a predicted model, not a curated record